Messenger RNA from Oreochromis aureus, 2294 nucleotides. RefSeq lists its product as uncharacterized. The transcript is spliced from 7 exons. Lineage: Eukaryota; Metazoa; Chordata; Actinopteri; Cichliformes; Cichlidae. The record is from RefSeq and is a predicted model, not a curated record. Bases 122 to 1780 code for a protein of 552 amino acids.
UGUUUCCCUGGCCAGUCAUCUGCAGUGUGUUUGUGUAGAUGAAACUACAGGGUUAUUUGCUGUGCAGAGAACUGGCCAUGGGUUUUCUGUGCCAGUUCACGUUCAGAGGAAAACAUGGGGGAUGUCUCACAAUAUCAGAUGUGAGCUGGAGGAAUGUCAGCAAUACCAGUUGCUGGCCCAGCGGAGCGGACUAGGCUUCAGUUUAUGUGAGCACCUUCGCUCACUAGAUUACUGCCGAGAAACUGUAAAGGAGGUUUUUCUUCAAGAGCACAUCGUGAUGGAAAUGGUGGACCUUAAAUUUUUUGGAGAGGCCAAAGCUGCUACAUGCAUAAAGAGACAGAAAGCUGCCCAGAUGGCACAUGCUCCACUUUGUGUGAGGGUGGAUUUUGGUGGAUCCUCAACACAGAUCUGUUUGUCUGUAUUUGAGCCGGAAAUACACAGUUUCUGCCGUCUUGGCAGAAUAUUUGUGACUUACAAUGCUCUGAGGAACACCUUGCAUUGUGCUUGUGCAAAGCCACGAAUAUCAUGUCCUCAUAAAAACAUAGCUAAAUGGCAUCUCUUCCAGACACAGAGAGACAUCUUCAAAUCAACUGUACCACUAUCAUCAGGCACCCCAUCACAGAUGACUCAGGAGAGUUCUUCCUUUGAGGACAAUGCUGCUAUCGAAAGGAGUAUCCGCUAUAUGUUUAAAGAGAAAAAAAUUCCUGGAUCUCUUCCAGAAAAUGUCAUCUCACAGAAAAUGGAUCAUCAGAAACAGCUCUUUCCAUGUGAAACGUUGUGCCAGGUGUGCCCAGAGCACCCAAAACUUGAUGAGGCUGUUCUAGUUACCAAUAAAGCGAGGAUUGUCAGCAUGAUGGGAGUGAUUGAGAAUGUUUCAACACACCAUAGAUUGUGUCCUCAGUGCCACAUGGUCUACAGAUACCAGGAGUGGACAGAUGGGCUUCACAACUUUGACAACCACGUUGUUUUGUGUCUUGAACUCUGCCUUUUUUUGAGAGAAAAUCUGCAGAACCAUGUAUCGGCUUCAAGGGUCAUUGACUCAUUGGAGGGCUUAAGAAGAGUGAAGUUUCCUUCUAGGGAUACCAUUUUUCAUGCUUAUUGCCAUUUUGAGGCUUUGACUGACACAGACUACAUGUACUCCUGCAUAAACUGUGGGUUUCAUCCCCCUGUGGUAGUUAUGGACUUACACAGAAAAGGGGUGUUCAAGUUAGCAGUGAGUGACCUCAAAGCCCCGGAAGACUUCAAUGGUGAACAUGACAUUGAAGGUUUUUGGAACUCUAUUCACCUGGAAAUGAUAAGCCGUGGGUUUUUUCCAAGCGGCGUGAAGAAUCCAUUUUCAGUUCCACCAAGUUACACGCACUGGGCACCAUGGAUCGGGAAUGAAACUCGAACAAGUGACAUUGUGCUUAACACAGAGUUUCAAAAAGUAGGAACAAGCUCUUCACAUGAAGCAAAGCUUAGCAGUGUCACAGAAGACCGUCUGUUGGAUGAACUCGCCAAACAAAAGGUUGGAGUGGUAAGAAAAUUGUGUAAAGCAUGCAACAUCGACUCCAAAGGCUCCCGCUCUGAUCUCAUCACCAGACUGAGGGAGAAGAUGAAGAGCAGGCAGACAUAUGAUAAGGUCUUUCAAAGCAUAUGGGGGGCCUCUGGAGGAUGGUCUGUAAUACUAUGUCCACAUGGCAUUGUAUACAGUGUUAAAUUUAAUCUUCGUGCUGAAAGUCCCCGGGAUUUUGCUGACCUUCUCCUGUCCUGGAAGCACAUGCCAAACGUCUGUGUUUAGGAUUUUGCGAGGGGUUUGGUGGCACACACCAAUUUGCGGGUUCCUGAUAAACUGCCAUUUCAUCCACAUGAAGGUCGACUGGCUGAGCCCACUGAGGAAAAUGUCAUGGCUGCACAGGAUGGAAGCCUGAAAGUGAAUCUUCCAUGGCUACAUGAAAGGAUGGAUAGUGUAAAUGAAAAUCCUCAUCCUGUCACUGGAUCAUCUGACCAUUAUGUCCUGUAUGACAGAUUUCACGAGGGAAAUACAAAAGAUCCCAAGGACAUAUUACGCAGAAUUCAACUUGUCCCAGAGCUGAAAGGCUGGCUGAACAGUCAAGUUGUUGAACAGUUCUUUGCAAACAUGAGGAAAAGCAAUUACUUUUUAAGUAAUAUGAGUCCAUCCACACAUGUGUUUCUGAUGAGAAAUAUAACUCAUCAUUAUAACACUGUCACCAACAAGAAACUUCUGGAGAGGCAGCUAAGACAUGGUCGACUUGGAAAGAUCAAUAUCUCAUUGUCGGCACUGGGUCAAGCUG